This is a messenger RNA of Vicia faba (fava bean), 708 nucleotides long. The record is from the annotation of a GenBank genome assembly. Lineage: Eukaryota; Viridiplantae; Streptophyta; Magnoliopsida; Fabales; Fabaceae.
AUGGGUUUCGAUUCGAAUUUGGGUGGCUCUCCAUCUUCCUCUUCACCUAGUGCCAAACGCACCAGAGACCCCGAAGAGGAAGUUUAUGUCGACAAUCUUCGCUCUCACAAACGUUACCUAAGCGAGAUAAUGGCAUCGAGUCUUAAUGGAUUGACAGUUGGAGACUCUCUUCCUGAUAAUCUCAUGGAAUCUCCGGCGAGGUCUGAAAGUGCAUUCUCUCUCAGGGAUGAUAUCUCUUUACAAUAUUCGCCAAUGUCUGAAGACUCGGACGACUCAAGGUUUUGUGAGACCAUAGUGCAUAGUUGCUUAACCCAUCUGGAUAGCCGUCCCAGUAGUCCAGUUUCUCCAUGCAGAUACCAAAGGCCACAAAACACAUUUUCUUCAGCGCCUUCCACAAGUUUAAAUGCUACUUCUCACGGCUUUCCAGUCUCAGCGGUUAAUUGCUCCCAGCCUCGUCAACGAAGCUCAGACUCCGAUGGCCGCUUCCCAUCAUCUCCAAGCGAUAUAUGCCACUCAGCUGACUUAAGAAGAGCUGCACUUCUAAGAUCUGUGCAGAUGAGAACACACCCUCCCGGCUCUGCAUCUUUGGAGCUGCCAUUUGGUUCUGAGUGUUCAUCAGUAGGUGUUCCGGAAACCGAGUUUAACCAUGACAAUAAGCCUUGCAGAGUCUUAAAUAUGAAUCCAAAAGCAGCUGAUUCCGGAAGUUAG